CAUUCAUGAAACUGUCUAAUGAAACUUCAGUCUUACUUUAAAGUGUUACUAAACCCCGGACCCUGCCUCAACUAUAUCUGGUCUCCCCGGACCCUGCCUCCACUAUAUCUGGUCUCCCCGGACCCUGCCUCCACUAUAUCUGGUCUCCCCGGACCCUGCCUCCACUAUAUCUGGUCUCCCCGGACCCUGCCUCCACUAUAUCUGGUCUCCCCGGACCCUGCCUCCACUAUAUCUGGUCUCCCCGGACCCUGCCUCCACUAUAUCUGGUCUCCCCGGACCCUGCCUCCACUAUAUCUGGUCUCCCCGGACCCUGCCUCCACUAUAUCUGGUCUCCCCGGACCCUGCAUUCACUAUAUCUGGUCUCCCCGGACCCUGCCUCCACUAUAUCUGGUCUCCCCGGACCCUGCCUCCACUAUAUCUGGUCUCCCCGGACCCUGCCUCCACUAUAUCUGGUCUCCCCGGACCCUGCCUCCACUAUAUCUGGUGUCCCACAGACCCUACAAUCACUAU
Messenger RNA from Staurois parvus, 510 nucleotides. The record is from the annotation of a GenBank genome assembly. Lineage: Eukaryota; Metazoa; Chordata; Amphibia; Anura; Ranidae.